Panthera uncia (snow leopard) is the source of this 3860-nucleotide messenger RNA. It is a transcript of the gene TNN, whose product is annotated as tenascin N. Bases 157 to 3144 code for a protein of 995 amino acids. Gene Ontology annotation, molecular function: protein binding. The transcript is spliced from 15 exons. NCBI's taxonomy places the organism in Eukaryota, Metazoa, Chordata, Mammalia, Carnivora, Felidae. The record is from RefSeq and is a predicted model, not a curated record.
GAGAUACAGGAUGUAGUUCUGCUGGGUUCUCAGCUUCCUGUGGACUCUUCGAAUCCACUAUGAAGGGCAAUUUCCACCAGCAAAUCUUCAUGGCUUUCGUUUGCAUCUUUUCUGGAUACAGGUCGCCGAGAGGAUCUGCUCCCUGUCUCCCCAAGGAUGGGUCUCCGGGGGAUGUUCUGCUUCCCCCUGGGGCUCCUCUUUGGCUCUGUGCUUUUGGUGGCCUCAGCCCCGGCCACCCUCGAGCCUCAGGGCUGCAGGGACAAGGAGCCACAGGUUACUGUCAGCCACACCUAUAAGAUUGAUGUGCCCAAGUCCGCUCUGGUCCAGGUCGAGACUGACCCCCAGCCCCUUAGUGACGAUGGGGCCUCACUCCUGGCCUCAGGGGAGGCCGAGGAACAGAACAUCAUCUUCAGGCACAACAUCCGCCUGCAGACGCCACAGAAGGACUGUGAGCUGGCAGGUAGCGUCCAAGCCCUCCUGGCCCGAGUGAAGAAGCUGGAGGAAGAGAUGGCAGAGGUGAAGGAGCGGUGUGAUGUUCAGCGCUGCUGCCGAGGAGUUGCCGGUGCCAACGGCCACUGCAGCGGCCACGGGACCUUCUCCCCCGAGACCUGCGGCUGCCGCUGCGAGCAGGGCUGGGAGGGCGCCGCAUGCGAGCGGCCCGCCUGCCCCGGGGCGUGCAGCGGCCACGGGCGCUGCGUGGACGGCCGCUGCGAGUGCGACGCGCCCUACGUGGGCGUCGACUGCGCCUACCCCGCCUGCCCCGAGAACUGCAGCGGCCACGGCGUGUGCGUGCGCGGCGCGUGCCGGUGCCACGAGGACUUCACGUCCGAGGACUGCAGCGAGCGCCGCUGCCCCGGCGACUGCAGCGGCCACGGCUUCUGCGACACGGGCGAGUGUUACUGCGAGGAGGGCUUCAGCGGCCCGGACUGCGCCCAGGUGGUGGCCCCCCAGGGCCUGCAGCUGCUCAAGAGCACGGAGGAUUCCCUGCUGGUGAGCUGGGAGCCGGCCAGCGAGGUGGACCACUACCUCCUCAGCUACUACCCCCUGGGAGAGGAGCUCUCUGGGAAGCAGAUCCAAGUGCCGAAGGAGCAGCACAGCUAUGAGAUCCUUGGUUUGCUGCCUGGCACCAAGUACAUGGUUACCCUGCGCAACGUGAAGAAGGAGGUUUCCAGCCGCCCACAGCAUCUGCUUGCCACCACGGAUCCGGCUGUGCUUGGCACCGCGUGGGUGACAGAGGAGACUGAGAGCUCCCUGGAUGUGGAGUGGGAGAACCCCCCGACCGAGGUGGACUACUACAAGCUUCAGUAUGGCCCUCUGACAGGGCAGGAGGUGGCUGAGGUCACCGUGCCCAGGAGUGGUGACCCCAAGAGCCGAUAUGACAUCACUGGUCUACAGCCCGGAACAGAGUAUAGGAUCACUGUCAUCCCCAUGAAAGGAGAACUGGAGGGCAAGCCGAUUCUCCUGAACGGCCGCACAGAAAUCGAUAGCCCAACCAACGUGGUCACCGACCGAGUGACAGAAGACACAGCGGUAGUCUCCUGGACCCCAGUCCGGGCUGUCGUAGACAAGUACGUGGUGCGCUACACCUCUGCUGAUGGGGACACCAGGGACAUGGCGGUGCCCAGGGAGCAGAGCAGCACCGUCCUGACGGGCCUGAAGCCGGGAGAGGCGUACAGAGUCUACGUGUGGGCCGAGAGGGGCAGCCAGGAGAGCAAGAAGGCCGACACCAAGGCCCUCACAGACAUUGACAGCCCCCAAAACCUGGUGACCAACCGGGUGACAGAGAACACGGCCACCGUCUCCUGGGACCCGGUACAGGCCGUCAUCGACAGGUACAUGGUGCGCUACACGUCCGCCGAUGGAGACACCGGGGAGGUGCCGGUGGGGAAGGAGCAGAGCAGCACCGUGCUGACGGGCCUGAGGCCGGGCGUGGAGUACACGGUCCAGGUGUGGGCCCAGAAGGGGACCCGAGAGGGCAAGAAGGCCGACACCACGGCCCCGACAGGUAAUGGAGCGUGCAUCAUCCCUGUGCCGGUGGGGAAGGAGCAGAGCAGCACCGUGCUGACGGACCUGAGGCCGGGCGUGGAGUACAUGGUCCAGGUGUGGGCCCAGAAGGGGGCCCGGGAGAGCAAGAAGGCGGACACCACGGCCCUGACAGACAUCGACCCUCCCAAAAACCUUCGUCCAUCUGCCGUUACACAGUCCGGGGGAGUGUUGACCUGGAUGCCCCCCUCUGCUCAGAUCGAUGGCUACAUUCUGACCUACCAACUCUCAGAUGGCACCGUUAAGGAGGUACAGCUUGGAAGAGGGAACGAGAGACUUGAGUUGCAAGGCCUUGAGCAGGGCAUCGCCUACCCAGUCUCCUUGGUUGCCUUUAAGGGUGAUCGCCGGAGCAGGAGUGUAUCUACCACCCUUUCCACAGUUGGUGCCCGUUUUCCACAUCCUUCCGACUGCAGUCAAGUUCAGCAGAACAGCAAUGUCGCCAGUGGUCUAUAUACCAUCUACCUGCAUGGUGAUGCCAGCCGGCCCCUGCAGGUGUACUGUGAUAUGGACACGGACGGAGGUGGCUGGAUUGUCUUCCAAAGGCGCAACACUGGACAGCUGGAUUUCUUCAAGCGCUGGCGGACCUACGUGGAAGGCUUUGGGGACCCCAUGAAGGAGUUCUGGCUUGGACUCGACCAGCUGCACAACCUCACCACUGGCACUGCCACCCGGUAUGAGGUGAGAGUGGACCUACAGACAGCCAACGAGUCCGCCUAUGCCGUGUAUGAUUUCUUCCAGGUGGCCUCCAGCAAGGAGCGGUACAAGCUCUCAGUCGGGAAAUACAGAGGCACGGCCGGGGAUGCUCUUACUUACCACAACGGAUGGAAGUUUACAACUUUUGACAGAGACAACGAUAUUGCCCUCAGCAACUGUGCCCUGACACAUCAUGGUGGCUGGUGGUAUAAGAACUGCCACUUGGCCAACCCCAACGGCAGAUACGGGGAGACCAAACACAGUGAGGGGGUGAACUGGGAGCCAUGGAAAGGACAUGAAUUCUCCAUUCCUUAUGUGGAGUUGAAAAUCCGCCCUCAUGGCUACAGUGGAGAGCACGUCCUGGAGAGAAAGAAGCGGACACUAGGAGAAAAUUCGAGAAUGUUCUGAUGGCCUAUUUGAACAGUCAUCACACGAGACAAGACCAGCCCAGGGUUGGGGCUAUGUAGGCUUGGGGCAAGGUGGGUAGUGGUGACUGGUUAAUGGAAAUUUGAGGGAUACUCCUGGCCUCUGGUUUCUGAGAUGGCUGGGUAACCUCCAGGACAAAGUGUGUGACCAAACUUCAGACGACACAGGUCUCUGUCACCUGCAUUUCUGCCCAUCUGUAUUGGGGACCUGCAAAUCAACACAAUAGUAUAUAUGAGAAAGAACACCGGACUGCAAGUUCGUCAGUCUGUCUUCAGUAGCAAAUAUAUGGGAUUGGGGAGUAGGGGGAAGGGAAAAGAAUCAUCUAGCACUUCCCCAGUUGUGUGUGUGUGUGUGUGUGUGUGUGUAUACAAUCUUUUCUCUAGAAAGCCAUACCAAGGAGGGGUUCUAUUUGAUGACCAAGGGACUUAACAUAGUCUGAUGCUUGUUACCUCCCAUGACCACUGGGAUUUGAGGAAAAAGGUAUAAAUCUUCACCUGUUUGAAAAAUGCUAGAUCAGGAGAAAGAAUAAAGGGACCAAGACUGAUUCACAUCGAGCUAAGUUGUGACCAGUAUCCAGCAGUCUGGGAACCAAGCUUCCGUGUUACCCCCCUUUUCAAGUUCCCCCUUCCCACAUAUUUGCAUAAUCACUUUCAGAGAUCUGCAUAUGUUGUGAAUAAAUUCUCACUCGUUUCAGCUUU